AUGCGGCCAAAAUACGUUGAAAUUGUAAAUGAUAACCCCGGCCAUCCCAAUCUUCCGUACCGCCUAUUCUUGUACAUAGAAGCUACAAAUGAGAUCAAUUUGCAAAAUGAAAACCUAAACCAGUCGCGUUUCGACAUAAAGUUUGACUAUUUUUGCAUUGAUUUUGCCGAGGAGCUCAGUGCCUUUUCGGGGCAAAUUCUCGAGCGUCAAGUAGAGUAUUUGACAGAAAUCGUCAAAUUUCUUUCUGGCCUCUACUCUUCCAUUGGAAAUAAGCAAGAAAUCAUUCUUAUUGGACACUCCAUGGGCGGAAUAGUUGCUAAAGGUGCUGUUUAUAUGGAUCAUCAACUCUUGGCCCACGCCGAUGUACCGUCGGCAGUGAAAAUGGUAAUCACUCUCAAUACUCCGCACGCACGUUGCUUGGGAGCUCUUGACCGCAAGUUUGAGGAUCUUUUUUCCAAAAUACAUCAAAGCCACCUUUCAAAGAUUGUUCGCAUCCCAAAUGGCGAUGCUGGCGCGAAUGUCGUUCCUCCGCUGAUUUCGUUCUCUCCAGGCACUAGAGACAUUAUUGUCCCUUCUGAGCUAUCAAUCGUUGAGGAAAGCGAUCUGCAAUUUACUCUGAAUGUGAUGACCUCCGAAAUGCCGCUGGUUUGGGCAUCGAUGGAACAUCAAAUGUCGGUUUGGAAUUUCCCCUUCAUAAAGGCUGUUCACAUUGGGCUCAUUUUUGGCCUUCAAAACGAAAAAUUGAGAAACAGAAAAAAUCCCAGCCUAUCUUCAAAGGCGUUAUUAUCGGACCUAUCAACAUAUUGGAAAAGUGGCAAUAUCAUCGACGACGAACCCGAUGUUUCGAACAUUCCAGCCAGGGAAGUAUCAUAUUCAAGCACCAAAUCGGGUCGGGAUGAUAUCUAUUAUCAGGAGAUCCUUUUGCCUGCAAAUGGGGACAUUUAUUUGGACCAUAAUGACUUGGCAGGGCUCAUCGGAAACAAUCGACAUUUUGCGCUUAUCUUAAAAAGUGCCUCAUCAAGUGCAGCCCAAUUUUCGACGAGCUUACAGCCCGUUAAAGAUCAUAUCAUUAUUGAAAAUAUCACGUCAAUUGAGGUGGAAAACGGAAAAUUACGAGCAGUAUCUGGGCUCAUGGGCCCACAUAUGAAUCUUCCAGAGUCUUUUUACCCCGCUGGUUCGAAAUCUUUUUGUCUCAAUUCGGUAUAUUCAUCCAUUAACAUCCCGUUCCAUUCGCAAUUGAAAAGGGAUAUUAUCUUGCCUGCGAUGAUAAUCAUUCUGCCUUUCAGGGCAACAUCCUUGGAUCAAAGCUACAUGUUUCUGCCCCCGAGUCAUUCGGUUUUCGAAUCUUUUUCUCCAUUUGUUAAUUUUUCAGGUAGCAACUCGUAUUUAGAUUCCAUGGUCCAUUCGGAAGAGACUCAAUUUUUGUCUUCCAAGCUAAACUACCACCAAAAGUCCCGCUUUUCAAGUUUAUUGUCUUGGGCCUCUUCGCCGUCAUCUUAUAUUUCCAUCAUUAGCAAUAAGAAAUCCUUGCCUGUGGACCCGAGCGCUGCAAAACUCUCGGUAAAGCUAUCGUUUGGGCUUUUGGAUUAUUUUUUUGCAUAUUUCCUUAAUUAUGAUGCCAUAAGCGUUGCUAGCUCAUCUUGUUCAAUGUCACAAAUCAAAAUCUCAAUACUUAACUUGAGGCCAAAGUAUCAAGUUCUUCGCCUUACCGUGUUUCUUAGAGCCAAAUCAGAUGUGAUCGCCAAUUCACCACCCAAUGCUAUCCAGGCUUUCUUCCAUUCGCAAGUUGAAAAGAAAUAUUUAGAUAUUAAGCCAGAAUCGGUCGUUACAAGGGGCGGAUCAAAUACCUACCGCUUUUCGCAUUUAAUUUCAUUGCAAGAUGCCAAGCCCGGGGCUCCUCUUGAUCCCCUAAUCAUUAAGAUGCUAAUUGAUCCACGAUACGAAGUCCACGAAUCGAUCCUGUUUACUCCGGAAAAGCUUUUGGGGAUUUCUCUGGCUUUCAAAUGGUAUUUUCCGUGGAUAAUGUAUUUCUAUCCCGUCAUAUUUUGCCUCUUUGCUGUUUCGCUACAGGCCUCUGCUAAUAGCAAGCUUCCGGAUGUUUCUGCAUUUUCAAAUGAAUAUUAUUCCAUCAAGUCUGGAGUAUCUAUUGAUGCUGAUGUCUCUUUAUUUUACGGUGUCCUUUUUGUCGAUCACCGAGAUCACGAUGGAACUGGUCUGUGUGGUGUUUGA
Messenger RNA from Mitosporidium daphniae, 2229 nucleotides. RefSeq names its product GPI inositol-deacylase. The coding region runs from base 1 to 2229 and encodes 742 amino acids. The transcript has 3 exons. NCBI's taxonomy places the organism in Eukaryota, Fungi, Microsporidia. Gene Ontology annotation, molecular function: phosphatidylinositol deacylase activity. Gene Ontology annotation, cellular component: endoplasmic reticulum. The record is from RefSeq and is a predicted model, not a curated record. Gene Ontology annotation, biological process: endoplasmic reticulum to Golgi vesicle-mediated transport; GPI anchor metabolic process.